AUGCCUCGAGGACUGCUUCCCGUCUCCACGGGAGUUCUCCCGGCGCCCACUUCGCCUGGUUCUCACCUGUCGACUCAGCGAAGCUGCCGGAAGAAGGCCGCGGUCUCGGAACAAGCCGUUGUUGCAUCUGUGUCUUCCCCGCUGUCUGCCGCUUCCCGUUCGAAGAAAAGGCGAGAGCCUCCUGUGCUGGGAGUUCGUUCGCAGGACUCUGAGGUCGAGGAAGAGCCGCUGUCUCAGCGGAAAGCCCCCGACUCGAAGAAGAGAAGAAACUCGACAGCGCGCAUCCUCUCGCUCUCCUCGGGGGGCACCGAUUGCCACACGCUGAACGGAGGCUCCGAGGAAGCGCGCGAGGGCGUUCCUUCCUUCUCCCUCCCCCCGUCUCUCUCCGAGACCCUCAUCAAGCGCUCAGACGGUGUGUCGCAAGGCCGAGGAGAGGGGCGGCUCGCCGUGGGCGGACCGUCUUCACCGUCCAAAAAUGACUCGCCGGAAAGCGAUACAGAGCGCGCCGAGACUCCGCCCCCGCGCCGAGUCACAAGGCAGAUGAUGAAGGAAGAUCUGGAGGCCCAGCAGAAGGCAGCAGGUAGCCGAGGAGCGACGGGAGAGGCGAAGUGCGAGAGGGGGCGGGCAGAGCAAGGGAGAGGGGGGAGAAAGAGUGGCUGCAUCGAGCAGCGGGACACGCAGCGGGAAGCUGAAGAACGCAGAGAACUGCAUGCGCUCAAAGGGUCGACCAGCCUCGAACGCGUCCGCGAGCACAGAAGAAGAACGGGAGACGCUCUCGGAGAGGAGGAAGUGGAAAUGACUAGUCCUGCAAAGCGCCCGGAAGACGGCCAGCGCAGGGCGCCGGAGGAAGCGUCGCAAGAAGGCCUGGAUGGCGUCUCCGACCUCGACUCCGAAGCGGAGGAGGACUUGAAGCUGCAGGACCUCGAUGGCCAGAUCGAAAAGUUUGAGGCGGCCCUCAGUCUCCUGCGACCCACUGUCGGAGACUACGCGGGAGAACGGGAAGAAAGUGUCCAGGCUAUCGGCUGCCAUAUCGACAAACUCUUGGCGCGAAAACGCGGCGGCAUGAUCUACCUGUGCGGCGCCAGCGGAACGGGGAAGACAUGCACGGCCUUGCAUGUGCUCGACCAGAAACUGAAGGAGGCGAAGCACCGCGGGAAAAUCCACAAAGAGCUGGUGACGGUUUCCUGCGCACACCGCGAGAAGGACGCUCAGUUGUUCUGCGAGAUGCUCAUGCGAAUGUUGCCUUCUUCGAGUCUUCCAAGCGAACGGGCACUUUACUCAGACCUCAAGUCUGCACUACUGAAGGAAGGCGUUGGAGGGCUGGUAACGCGUUUCACGAAUUUCACGAAAAGAUUCGAGAAGCUCUGGCUCUGUCUUGUGGACGAGGUUGACUUUUUAACGACGACGGGGAAGAUUCGUGCAGAUGUCCGUGAUUGUCCAAGCAGAGGGUCAGGGGGUGGUGCAGGAGGCCGAGGAUAUGGAUCGACUUGCGGAUCUGCCAGCCACAAAAAUGCUUUACAGCAGGACAUUCUCAUGGCUCUCGCGUUGGCGGCGACGCAUCCCCAGUCAAAGAUCGUCGUUGUCGCUAUCAGCAACAGUUCGGAACUCGCGCAGCACUUCACGGGGCUUCCUGUUCCGUCCCUCACCUUCUGUCCGUACACCGAGCGCCAGCUGACGAGUCUACUUUUGAAAAGACUCGAGGUUCUGGGAGGUCAGCAGUGCUUCGCAGCGCCUGCGAUUUUGGUCUUUGCUCGCAAAGCUGCCAACACUUACGGCGACUUUCGCAUGGCCCUCAGUGGCUUCUGUCGUGCAAUUGAAGACAAACUGGGAUCUCUGCACGAGGAACGAGCGCGGGCAUUGCUAGCGGCAGCCUCUCGGUCGCGAUCUCGCGCUUCCCUCUGUUCAACAGCAGCUCCUCCGAGCCGGUCGAUGACAGGCGAAGCAUUUCCCGAUUCGCCUCUUCUCCCUUCUGAUCCAGACUCCACUGUCGCCUCAAAAUCUCGGAAACGCGGCGCACAGUUGCCUCCGGCAGACACCGGGGCGUCGCCGAGCAAGGGUAAACUCGAUGAUGCAUGGACGCAGCUCGAGGCCCCCGGUUCUCCCGCUGCGCUGGCACAGACGAAACAAAAGACCUCUUCUGCGCUUCCGAUGCAGCACAUCGCGUUGCCUUCGCGGAAAGAAGAGGGGGAGAAGGAAGGCUGCCAACAGGCGCCGACGCCUUCAUUUUCGGCUCUUCUCAAUCGGAGUGUGCUGACAGGCGAGACGCCGCAGCACCUGCAGCAAACUUCCCCGUCCACAGCCGCCUCGACGUCGUCGCUUUCUCCCCUCACUUCCUCCUGUCAUUCUCCGGGAAGGUUCUCGCAAACGAUGGAGGACGCCCGCAGAAAACACUUGGAUUUCUCGUGGAGAAGUGACGAACAGGACGCAGGGGUCGAGGGUGGCACAUGCGCGCGCACUCGAAGGGCCACCCAAGAAUGCAUGCAUGCGACACGCAAAGCUGCAAGAGGAGGAGGCGACGAUGGAGCAGCAACAGAAACCGCCAGACGAUCGGGAAGCUACACAGAUGCGAACUCUCCCCACGUUGAACUCGGUUCGCCGGUGUCUGAAGCAUGCAUGGAAGUGGCGAGACUGUCUCCUCUGCAUGCGCCGGCCGGCGAAUCUCCUCUGGACGCAGAUAGCCAGAUGGAGGUGGACAGCUUGCCAUGUGUCGCGUGCCUUUCUUCCGCGAAGGGUGGCGAGGCACAGACAAUGAUGGGUGAAGAGGGUGAAGAUAAGAGCUCGGGCUCGGGUUCCGAUCCCCGCGCCGAUGGCCUCGAGGUGGAGCAGAAGGACAAAAAGGGCAGACACCGGCAGUCGACUCGGAGGCGGGAGUCUGUUCGAGGGUUCCCCAGGGUCUCUUCUGACGUGAGUUCGUGCCGGCGAGAGGAUUUGCAAGAGCCGAAGCUUCGUAGAGACUCUCAAGUUGGGUCCGAGGCGUUUCUCUCUGCGUCUAUGUCGCCGUCAGUCCGGUCCUUCGCCUCCGUGGACCCCCCGCUGUCUGCGUCGACAACGCAGCCCAGGAGUUUGGGGGCGUGUCCUGCAGCGACUUUCUUUCCUUCCUCUCCACCAUCUCCGCUGUCUCUUUCGUCGUUCUCGCCCUCCACGACUGCGACUCCGCCGCUGUCGCCGUUCUUUUCUGCCACAGGCAGACAGGUGCCGCGAGGCUCUCACAGUCAAGGGAGCGGGCACCGGAGGCGGCUGGGCAGCCAGCUGUCUGCUCUGAAGCUUCUUCAGGCCCCGCAAGAGCCGCCAGGAAGCGUCGAUCCGCCACAGAGCCGCCGGCCCUCGAGCUGCAGCAGCGGCUCUUCGCCUUCGCGUUCUCUCGGCUUGCGAGAAAUCCAGAAUUUGAAGAGUGCCUCGUCGCAAGGAGCGUCUCUUAACCAUCUUCUUUCGGCGUCGUCGCGCGCAAGCCACUCGCCACUCUCGUCUCGGGAGCCUUCGCGGUCGGGGGAUAACCGGGGUGUUCUGCGAAACGCCUCAGAAAGUGGAGACACCUGGAGGACUGGGAGAGAAGGGGGGGCGGCAGAGGUGAAGCCUGGAAAAACCACACACGGCGGCGAGAACGGCGGCCGGUGCGGGAGUCGGCGGUCGGGCGAGGUGGGACCUAACGCCGCGUGGGAAGGGCGUGCGAGUGUCACCCAAGUGAUCGGCGUCGGAGAAAUGAAUGCGCGAGCGGGUGCGGUCUUUGGAAACGACCAGCAAAACGUCGUGGCCAGAAUCCAAGGCCUACCUCUCAUGCACCAGGUGUACCUCCUCGCCGCCUGUCGAAGCGCCUUGAAGCGCGUGCAUGAGGCGAACGCAGGGGGGCUGUCGCAGCCCGCGACCGGAAGGGAGGAGAGAGGAACGGGGAGACACAGCCAAGAAAAUGUGAGCUCUCAACAGAGAGAACAACUCCUGGGUUGCGGAGGCAGCGUCGACAUCACAUUCACCGACGUAGAGGUUCAGUACCGGCAGCUCUGUCAAGAGCUCCAGAACGGAUAUCUCUUGAGUCAGCACAUGGCUACGAGUUGUUGGAGGCACGCGCUCGAGGCAUUUGAGCAGAUGGGGCUGAUGCGUCCGAAGCGACCUGGCGUGCUGGGGUCUGGGGCCGCGAGUGGCCUUUCGGGCCUCUCCAGCCCUGCCACGGGCGCCUCGCUUUCAAGUCCCUUGAAGGGGGGCAUGUGGGGCGGCUCCGCGCGGGGGUUUGGGGCUUUCGGGCCGUUCGGAGGAGGACCGCGAAGAAGCUCGGGGGGGCUUUUUGUCGGCAUGGGUGGAGGCGGCGCGGGCGCCGGCGGAGCUUUCAAGGCAAAACUCACUGUUGAACGAGAGCAGGCUUGGGAGUUGCAGCUGUCACCCGCCCUUAUCGAGGCGGCCAUCAAGCGUCUCCAGCCUAUCUUGAUGAGCUCGGACUUGGAGGAGCACUUCACUCGGGGACUUGAGGCCUGA
Messenger RNA from Toxoplasma gondii ME49, 4464 nucleotides. RefSeq lists its product as hypothetical. Gene Ontology annotation, biological process: mitotic DNA replication checkpoint signaling. Gene Ontology annotation, molecular function: DNA replication origin binding; ATP hydrolysis activity. Gene Ontology annotation, cellular component: nucleus. Bases 1 to 4464 code for a protein of 1487 amino acids. The record is from RefSeq and is a predicted model, not a curated record. The transcript has 11 exons. NCBI's taxonomy places the organism in Eukaryota, Apicomplexa, Conoidasida, Eucoccidiorida, Sarcocystidae.